UGAAAAUUUAUUUAAAUUAAAUGUUCGAGAAGGAAAUAGUGAUUGAUGGAAAGGGUCAUUUAUUGGGUAGAUUAGCAUCUUACAUUGCAAAAGAAUUAUAAAGAGGAUAAAGAAUAGUAGUAGUAAGAACAGAAUUGAUUUAACAAUCUGGUAAAAUAAUUUAUGAUUAUAGGUUCUUUAUUUAGAAAUAGAGUAAUUUUUGAAGAAUAUUUGAAUAAAAGAAUGGCAUUCAAUCCAAGAAGAGGAUAUAAACAUUAUAGAACACCAUCUAGAUGUUUUUGGAAAGUUGUAAGAGGAAUGCUUCAAUAUAAAUCAAAAAGAGGAGCAGCAGCUUUAGAAAGAUUAAAAGUAUUUGAAGGAGUUCCUCCUCCUUAUGAUACAAGAAAGAGAUAAGUAGUUUCAGAUGCACUUAAAUUGAUCAGACUUAAGAAUCAUAGACCAUUUUGCACUUUAGGAGAUUUAUGUGCUUCUGUUGGAUGGAAUCAAUAAUCAAUUGUAAAUAGACUUGAAGAAAAAAGAAAGCAAAGGUAUAAGAUAUUUAUAAUUUGUUAGAGGUGCAACAUAUUAUAAGAGAAAAAUUGCUAGAGAAAAUCUUAGAAGAAAAGCAAUUGGAGCUAAAGAACUUACAACCAUCAAUGCAGAAUUAGAAAAAUUGGGUUAUUGAUAAAAUAUAAUAAGAUAAUGUACAAUUAGAAAAU
Paramecium sonneborni is the source of this 698-nucleotide messenger RNA. Lineage: Eukaryota; Ciliophora; Oligohymenophorea; Peniculida; Parameciidae. The record is from the annotation of a GenBank genome assembly.